Molecule: messenger RNA, 3164 nt
Organism: Mercurialis annua (annual mercury)
Lineage: Eukaryota; Viridiplantae; Streptophyta; Magnoliopsida; Malpighiales; Euphorbiaceae
Product: CSC1-like protein RXW8
Exons: 12
Coding region: 592-2799 (735 amino acids)
Cellular component (GO): plasma membrane
Molecular function (GO): calcium-activated cation channel activity
Source: RefSeq, a predicted model, not a curated record
CUGUAUCUGUAUGUUAAAAGAAGUCGGCAUGUUUGAUCUACCACUUGACAGUUCAAUCUAUUCCAUUCCUGUCCGCCACGUGGCGCAUCCGUCGCUCUCUCAUGAAUCUUCAUGAUAACUGACCAUAUGGCGUUCUAUUCGCUUCCCCUACUUUACCAAAUUUCCACUCCUAAUUUCUUUUAUUUUUAAAAUUUUCGCGUGUGGUACUCGUAAGUACUAAGUACUAGUAAGUAGUAACUAACUUGUCCAGUUUAUUUCCUUUCUAAUUUACGUUUUUUAAAAAAUUCGGCAAAAAAAAUUUACGUUUUUGAAAAUUCUGUUUAAUUUCCUAAUUUUAAUUUAUGGUUCCGGGGUUUACCAUUUAAUCCUAUCUCAUUCUACUCAUCAUUCUCUGUAUCACUCGAUUGAUUUUUUUUUUUUUUAUCAAUAAAAUAUCAUUAUCUGGUUAUUAAUGUAAAGUUAAAGAAACCGCGUAUCAAAUGGAUUAUAAGCUUUUUGCAGAAUUUCAAUUAUUGUUAAUAUUUUGGUCAUUCCUUUCCUGCUUUGGCGAAUCAAAGCUUUUUGGCAGAUAACAACAGUGGGUGACAACAGAUGGACAUUGCUGCACUUUUGACUUCAGCUGGGAUUAAUGUAGGCAUAUGCAUAGUGCUUUUCGGUUUAUAUUCUGUAUUGAGAAAACAACCCAGCAAUAGGGUUGUUUAUUUUGGCCGCAGACUUGCUUCAGUACGCUUACGAAGCUCCGAUGUUUUCUCAAUCGAGAGAUUUGUGCCUUCGCCUAGUUGGAUAGUUAAGGCUUGGGAAACAACUGAAGAAGAAAUUUUAUCUAUUGGUGGUCUUGAUGCAUUAGUUUUCCAACGCAUGCUUAUUUUCAGUAUCCGUGUGUUUUCUAUUGCUGCGAUAAUUUGUCUUCUUCUAGUGCUUCCGAUGAAUUAUUAUGGCAAAGACAUGGAACAUAAGUAUAUUGCAUCAGAGUCACUGCAUGUAUUCACUAUAGGGAAUGUCAAAGAAGGUUCUAGAUGGCUUUGGGCGCACUGUCUUGCUUUGUAUAUCAUAUCCUGUGCAGCCUGUGUUCUCCUUUAUUUUGAGUAUAAAAGCAUUACUGAAAUGAGGUUGGCGCAUAUAACUAAAUCCUCACUGAAUCCUGGUCAUUUUACCAUUCUUGUCCGUUCAGUUCCAUGGUGUCCGGAAGAAUCAUUCAAUGAUACAGUGAAAAAAUUCUUUACAAAUUAUUAUCCAUCAAGCUACUUGUCACACCAAAUGGUGUAUAGACGCAGCAUUAUUCGAAAAUUGAUGUUGGAUGCAGAGAAGAUGUGCAGCUUGAUUAUUCCCGUUCCUGUUGAUCGACCAAGUCUAAGGCCAUGUUGUCUUUGUGGAAAAACUACUGCUUCUUUUAAGAUUCUUGCAAGCGAAGCAGAGACUGCUAAGGAUUGCAUCAGCUUCGCUGAUCUUAAUGUAGCUACAAGAGAAAAUGAGUGUGCUGCUGCUUUUGUAUUUUUUAAGACUCGUUGUUCUGCUGUAGUUGCCACACAGAUGCUUCAAUCACCAAAUCCCAUGUUAUGGGUGACAGAGUUGGCCCCUGAACCACAUGAUGUUUUAUGGUCAAAAAUUUCUAUUCCAUAUAAACAGCUUUGGCUUCGGAAGAUAGGAACGUUGUUGGCUUCCAUAGUAUUCAUGUUUGUGUUCCUGAUUCCUGUGACGUUUGUGCAAGGCUUGACCCAACUAGAUAAGCUGUCAAAAAUGUUCCCAUUUCUGAGGGGACUCUUAAAAAAAAAAAUUAUGAGCCAGGUGUUGACAGGUUACUUGCCUAGUGUCAUCUUGAUGCUUUUUCUAUAUUCUGUUCCGCCUGUGAUGAUGGUUUUUUCAUCAGUGGAGGGGCCUUUCUCGCGUAGUGGAAGGAAAAAGAGUGCAGCCUUGAAAAUCUUGUAUUUCACGAUAUGGAAUGUUUUCUUUGUUAAUAUUCUCUCAGGCUCUGUUAUUAAUCAAUUGACUGUCUUCACUAGCGUGAAAGAGAUCCCUAUGCAACUUGCGAAAGCAAUACCUACUCAGGCUACCUUCUUCAUGACUUAUGUUUUAACAUCCGGUUGGGCUGGUUUAGCCUGUGAAGUGAUGCAACUUUUUCCUCUGAGCUGCAACAUGUUUAAAAAAUUCAUUCUGAGAAAUGGUAAAGAUUCGUCUGAUGACCUUAUGACUUUCCCAUACCAUACAGAAGUUCCAAGGAUCCUACUGUUUGGCCUUAUUGGGUUCACGUGUUCAGUCAUGGCCCCCUUAAUAAUACCUAUUUUACUGGUAUACUUUGUCCUAGCUUACCUUGUAUACCGUAACCAGAUACUCAAUGUUUAUAUUCCAAAAUAUGAAGGCGGUGGGCAUUUUUGGCCUAUUUUUCACAACACGACAAUCUUCUCAUUGGUGUUGACACAAGUUAUAGCUCUCGGUGUCUUUGGGAUCAAAGAAUCACCAAUUGCAUCAGGUUUCAUCUUUCCGCUGGUCUUUUUCACUCUGCUAUUUAACGAGUAUUGCAGGCAGCGGUUUUAUCCAAUUUUCGUCAAGGACCCUAUACAGAUUCUCAUAGAGAUGGAUAGAGACGAUGAACAGUCGGGGAGAAUGGAGGAGAUCCACACACAAUUGCGUUCCGCAUAUUGUCAGUUCCCAAUAACAGCUCAUCACUUUUGUGAAUCUGUAUUAUCUUCUGAAACACAUCAACUUAAAAGUGCCAAGGAUCCAGAGGAAGCUAAAUCAGGAAAGGAAAUAAGUGAAGGAAGUGAAACAUGGGCUGAUGUCAAUUUUGAAAAGGAAAGUUGACUCAUUCUGUUUGUAUAUAAAGUAAAAUACACUCAACACUGUUUCAGCAGUUGAUUACAAGCGAUGUGUCUAAAGAGUAGUCCUCAUUCAUGAACUCAAAUGUGGCGCAUGAUAGACAAAUUAAGUGUUACACAUGUAGGUAUUGGAUUGAGGUUGUCACUUUGUAGGAAUUUUUUUCUUCCUUCAAGAUAGAAAAUUAUAAUUGUAUGUCGUUAUAGAUUUUACACAUAAUAGAAUAGUAGAAACCUUGAUUUGUACUAUAAAUCAAACAAUUCGAUUAUUACUUGGAUAUUUAUUCUGUAAAGAAACAACCAAGAAAAAUAUAUACACAGAAGUAAUGAACAGUCUCAUUCAGUUGUUCUGGA